AUGGAUCCCACAGAAAGUCCUAGAACCAAGCAGCGAAAGGCUAAGUUGAUGUUUGGCCUGAAAGGGAAGAAGAAGAAGAAAGUCAACACAGACCUGGUCCUGGCAAACAAGGGAGCUGUGGACAGUGAGGCGGAGGGGCCUUCUGAAGCAUCUGCCCUGCUGGAGGGAGAAAACCCUGAGGACCAACCAGAAACCUCUGCAGUCAGAACCAGAAUAAUACCCAACAAUAAAAGGGCCAAACUGAAGACAUGCAUCCAGAAGAGUGAAGCGAAACCCCAGAGCUUCCAGAUUGCCAUUAACAUCACGGAGGCCAGGCAGCUGGUGGGAGAAAACAUCGACCCCAGUGUGGUGAUUGAGAUCGGUGAUGAGAAGAAGCAGACUUCGGUUAAAGAAGGGACCAAUGCUCCCUUUUACAAUGAGUAUUUCGUGUUUGACUUCUUUGCCUAUAAAGAUGUCUUUUUUGACAAAGUCAUCAAGCUGACGGUGAUGCACUCCAAGAUGCUGAGGAGUUUCUCUAUUGGGUCCUUUAAGCUGGAUGUGUGGACAGUCUACAAACAGCCAGGUCAUCAGUUCACCAAUAAGUGGGCAAUGCUGACAAAUCCUGGUGACAUUAGCACUGGGGUCAAAGGUUAUGUCAAGUGUGACAUCAGCGUCUCAGCAAAGGGGGACGCCAUACAGCCUGGACCAAAAGCGAGUGAUGCUGAGGAGCAGAUAGACAAGAACCUGCUGAUACCAGAAGGUUUUCCCUCCGAGCGUCCCUGGGCUCGUUUCUUUGUGAAGGUGUAUCGAGCUGAAGGCCUUCCACGGAACAACUCCAGCAUCAUGGCCAACGUCACCAAGGCCUUCAUAGGAGACAACACCGCCCUCAUAGACCCAUAUGUGGUGGUGGGCUUCUUCAAGCAAGUGGGUCGAACAUCCACUCAGAAGUCCACAGCAGAGCCGGCGUGGAAUGAGCAGAUCGUCUUCAUAGAGAUGUUUCCCCCUCUGUGUCAGAGAAUGAAGAUCCAGGUCUGGGAUGAGGGGAGCAUGAGCGACGUUGCCAUAGGAACCCAUUACUUUGACUUGAGGCGCAUCUCCAAUGAACAGGAUGGUGACAGAGGGUUUUUGCCAACUUUUGGUCCUGCAUGGAUCAACCUGUACGGCUCUGUGAGGAACGGAUCCAUCGGUGAUGACACAGUGGAGCUCAAUGAGGGCAUCGGAGAGGGCGUGUCCUACAGGGGUCGCGUCUACAUGGAGCUGGCGGUGGAGAUCCUAUCAGGAGGAUCGGGCUCGGAGUCCAAACUCAGCAGAGUGGUGAAACCGUUGAAAGAUGCCAAAGCGGGAAAAGGUGGAGGGAAGGAUGGUAAGACUCCUGCAGGAGGAGGAGGAGCAGCAGCAGGAGGAGCAGCUGAUGAUGACAAAGGAAAAGCUGCAGAAGUCCUGCCGGUGGAAUCUCCUCCUGUGAUGAAUGCCGACAACAACGAGAGCUUUCUGCUCUUCGGGGCGGUAUUGGAAGCCACCAUGAUUGACAGGAAGAUCGGAGACAAGCCAAUCAGCUUUGAGUUCUCCAUGGGUAACUGUGGUAACGUCUUGGAGCCUCCAGAGAAACCCUCCGUCCCCGUCCCCAGUCCUGCUGUCAGGAGGAGAAGAGCGCUGGAGGUCCCAGACAGCGGUGACAUCACCGGCUCCUCCUCUUCUCUCAGCACCUCCCCGACCUCCCCGCUCCUACCCAGAGACCUUCAGGACAUGCCCUUCACCUCCAAGUCCACCACGCCUCCGCAGAAACCGCUCAUCGUGGAAGGAAACAAGUACUACAUGUAUCUUCCCCUGGAGAAGCAGAAGCCGUGCAUCAAUGUGCUGAGUCACUGGGAGAACAGAACCUACCGACUCUACAACUCUAACAUGCUGGACAAUAUAGCUGUGCUGUUUGAGGAGGGUGUCGCCAGUGCAGCUGAGCUCCACAAGAAGUCAGAUCCAGGGGCGGAGCAAAUGCUCAAAACCAUCCUCAAAGAAUUCUGUAUGGACGCCAGGAGUUUCAUAGCAGCAGCGGAGGCCAAGCUGAAGGCAGAGAUAAAGUCGAGCUACCUGACACAGCUGGACAGGAAACGCCUCACCAUGUGUAAACAGGAAUUGGAGAGUAUGAUAGGAGAGGCCCAGUCGGUGGUAGAGAGGAAGAGAAAAGCUGGUGGUGUGAAAGAGAUGCUGCAGCACGCAACAAAACUCACUCAGAAACUACGCUUCCUUGUGGAGGAGCCCCAGCACAUGGUGCCCGACGUGUUCGUGUGGUUACUAAGCAACAACAAGCGAGUUGCAUACGCUCGGCUCCGUGCCAGAGACCUGCUGUACUCCAGCAGCAAGGAGGCCCGAGGAAUCCACUGUGGCAAGAUAAUAACACUGUUCCUAAAGCCUCCAGGGAAGCGUACUGCAGAAUUGUCAGUCCAGGCGAAGGUGGAUGUGUAUCUGUGGUAUGGAACCUGUUUGGACUCCGCCCACAUGCUGGACGACCUACCUGCGGGGUUAAGUUCGGCCACAGGGGGCGCUGACGCCAGCUGCCCUCCAGCAAGUCUGCUCUGUGCGGAGCAGCAUAAGUUCCAGCUGAGGUGCCACAUGUAUCAGGCUCGUGGUCUCAUCGCUGCCGACAGCUCCGGCCUGUCGGACCCUUUUGCCCGAGUCACCUUUCUGUCACACAGCCAAACCACCAAUGUGAUCAGUCAGACUCUCAGUCCGACAUGGAAUCAGUGUUUGCUGAUGAGCUGCCUUCUGAUGAGUGGAGAUCUGCAGCACAUCCAGGAGGAACCGCCGCGCAUUCUCAUCGAGGUGUACGACGACGACGCUCUGGGUAAGGCGGAGUAUCUGGGUGCCACAGUGGCGGUGCCCGAGGUCCGUUUGACCUCUGACCCCUACACUCCUCCAACCCUCAAGUACAGCCCGCUGCACUGCGGCAGCCAGCCGGGAGGAGACCUGCUGGCUGCGUUUGAACUGCUGCAGAUCCAUGGAGAGUCUGGAGAGCAGAGUCUGCCGGCGUUGGAGAAACAGGAAGGAGGCAUCUACACGGUUCCUGCCAACAUCAGACCGGUUCUCAGCACCUACAGGCUGGAGGUGUUAUUUUGGGGUCUGAGGGAGCUGAAGAAGGUUCAGCUGCUGUCUGUUGAUCGCCCACAGGUCUUCAUCGAGUGUGCAGGUAAAACAUUGCGUUCCUCCGUCAUUCAGAAGUACAAGUCCAACCCAAACUUCACCACGCUGGUGGAUGCCAUAGAGCUGGAGUUACCAGAGAACGAACACCUCCACCCUCCUCUCAGCAUCACCGUUGUGGACUGGCGGGCGUUUGGUCGCAGCACGUUGGUUGGAAACCACAUCAUCAACAACCUGAAGGCCUUCAAAUACACUCCACCUCCGGCCCUGCCUGCUCCCAUACAGACACACGAACCACCCAAAGUCACAGAGACGCCCGGACCUUCACUGCCACCAGAGCCACAAAGCACUGAGGGACUGUACCAAUCCGCUGGAGACACCAGUUUGUCUGCAACACUAACAAAUCAAGAUUUCCUCAUCACCGUGGAGGAUGAAGCCCCGCCUCCACCUCCAGCCCCACCCACACCAAAGGAAGAACCCAGGAAGAAAAGGGUGAAAGCUGCUGACAGCCAGGCAAAGAGCACUCGUGGUCGUUCCACCAAGCGGAAGAAGAGGACCAUCGCUGACGAAUCAGCAGAGUGUGUCAUCGACUGGUGGUCCAAAUAUUAUGCAUCUGUGGAGAAACAGGCCAAACAGGACGGCUCUCCAUUCCCCGAGGUCUUUGAUAAAGCUUCGCCGUACCAGGGCUUGCUCAGCGAUGGAAUAGACUCCUUAGUCAGCAGCGUCUCGGAUGGAGACAAGAAGAAGAAACAGAAAGGAAAAGGAACCCUGGAAGCAAACCUCGGUCCGGCUGCUAAAUUAGCCACACUCAAGCUGUACAACAAGGAGCUGGAGGCAGAGUUUGGCCCUUUUGACGAUUGGGUGAACACGUAUGAGCUUUUCAGAGGGAAAGCCAACGAGGAAGAGGGGGCGACGGAGGAGAGAUUCGUUGGCAAAUUUAAGGGCCGGUUCUGCCUGUAUAAACUGAAUGAGAACAACGAAGAGGACUGGGACGAAGACACUGACAUCGGGGACUUCAGAGUCAACAGAGGAAUCCCUCCCAAUGGACUGCUCCAAGUCCUCAUAAGGGUUUACAUCGUCUCUGCGUCUAACCUGCACCCGGCCGAUCCAGACGGUAAGGCGGACCCUUACAUUGUUCUCCGACUUGGCAAGGACGAAAUCAAAGACCGAGACAACUACAUCCCCAAACAGCUGAACCCUGUGUUUGGAAGAUCUUUCGAGAUGCAGGCUUCAUUUCCCAAGGAGUCUCUGCUGUCGGUGGUGAUCUACGACCACGACUUGGUUGGAGGUGACGACCUGAUAGGAGAGACUCGCAUUGACCUGGAGAACCGGUUCUACAGCCGACACAGAGCCACCUGUGGACUCCCUACGGAGUACAGCAUUGACGGGUAUAAUGCCUGGAGAGACUGUCUGAAGCCGUCAGAGCUGCUGUCUAAACUGUGCAGAGACAACGGUCUGGACGAACCUCAGUUCAGACCAGGACGCAUCACUGUGGCUGACAAAGUUUUCAUUGGAAAGACGUGCUUUAUGCACGAAGAUGAGCCGUUGGAGUCCUAUGAGCACUUGUCCCUGAGGAUCCUGCAUCGUUGGUCGGAGAUCCCAGUUGUGGGAUGCAAAAUGGUACCAGAACACAUUGAGACCAGAACUCUGUUCCACAAGGCUCGGCCUGGCAUGGACCAGGGUCAGGUCCAGAUGUGGAUAGACAUGUUCCCCAUGGACUUACCUCACCCGGGACCUUCAGUGGACAUUUCACCUCGUAAACCAAAAGGGUACGAGCUGCGUAUCAUCAUCUGGAACACAGAGGAUGUGAUUCUGGAGGACAGCAGCUUCCUGACCGGUCAGCAGUCCAGUGAUAUCUACAUCAAGGGCUGGUUGAAAGGUUUGGAGGAUGACAAACAGGAGACGGACGUCCACUACAACUCUCUGACUGGAGAGGGAAACUUCAACUGGCGCUUUGUGUUCCCCUUCAGCUACCUGCCUGCUGAGAAGGUAAUAGUGGUGAGGAAGAAAGAGCAUAUUUUCUCUCUGGAUAAAUCAGAGCAGAAGCUUCCUGCUAUCCUCAGCCUGCAGGUCUGGGACUUCGAGACGCUCUCCUCUGACGACUUCCUCGGCACGGUGGAGUUGGACCUCCACUGUUUCCCCCGAGGGGCAAAAACGGCAAAGUCGUGCAAGAUGGACAUGAUGACGGACGGGACGGAGAGGAUCUCCAUCUUCCAGCAGAAGCGAGCGAGAGGCUGGUGGCCCUUCAUCAAGUCUGGAGAGCUGACGGGGAAAGUGGAGGCGGAGUUUCAUCUUGUGAUAGCUGAGGAGGCCGAGAAAAAUCCUGUCGGCAAAGCCCGCAAGGAGCCGGAGCCGCUGCCAAAGCCAAAUCGUCCGGACACCUCCUUCUCGUGGUUCGUCAAUCCAUUCAAGUGUUUCUUCCACUUGGUGUGGCGGAACUACAAGAAGUACAUCAUCAUCGCCCUGGUUGUCUUCAUCACAAUGCUGUUCCUCGCUCUGCUGUUCUACACGCUGCCGGGAGCAAUUUCUCAGAGGAUCGUCAGCGGAUAA
Molecule: messenger RNA, 5661 nt
Organism: Anoplopoma fimbria (sablefish)
Lineage: Eukaryota; Metazoa; Chordata; Actinopteri; Perciformes; Anoplopomatidae
Gene: fer1l6
Product: fer-1 like family member 6
Exons: 46
Coding region: 1-5661 (1886 amino acids)
Biological process (GO): plasma membrane organization
Cellular component (GO): membrane
Source: RefSeq, a predicted model, not a curated record